GUCAACAUCUUGUCGUUAGGUUUAUGUUCAUGUGUGAUGUAGAUAUAAAUCUAGAAUCUAGAUUUAGAUUUUACAUCUAGAUUCUAGAUCUAGUAGAGUCUAGAUGAUAAAAUCUAGAUUAGGUACAAGAUUAUUAUAGAUCUAUUCUUCUAGAUCUAACCUACAGAGUAUGAAAUCUAUGAGUCACAUUUUUGUAAAUUCUUCAAAAACAACUCAAAAGAGUAUUUAGCUUCUACUUUUCCCAUAUCUUCUGAGACUGUGUGCAAGGACAAUCUCAUAUUUUACACCCACUUUUUAACCAUUUAUCAUUGCUAAUCUAAAACAGUUAAGCCUCUACAAGCAAGCAACAUUUACUAUUUAACUUAAAAAAUGUUAAUGCAGGCAAGAAAAAAUUGACAGGAGGCCUUCAAGAGAGAAUUAUUAAAUCUGCGCUAAAGACUUUUUGCUAUCUGCACAGUUUCCAGCUCUGUUGAUGGAUCGCUCUGUGAUAUAAAUAUUCAGUGAAUUUUUUGGCAUGGAUGUUUCAACAAGUGCAGUUUUCUCAGAGAUAGAAUCUGGAAAGAUUACAGUAGAUGUUAUUCUCCCUGCUGCUGGCUCCAGUGAGCGGAUGAAGUUACCUGUUAGUAAACAGUUUCUUCAAGUUCAAGGGAAACACAUUGUAGCUUAUACUGUAGAUUCAUUUCACAGGUUACCAUGGAUACGGCAUAUUGUUGUCACAGUGGAUUCAGCUCAUAUUGAAUUCACUCAAAAAUUAAUGUCCAACUAUGGUUUCAACAGAGUUAUUGUUUGUGCAGGUGGCAGCACUAGGCAUAGAUCCAUAUUUUCUGGUGUGAAUGCUCUCAGAAAGUUGCCAGAUUACACUGAGUCUGGCCUUGUUAUUAUCCAUGACUCAGCAAGACCAUUGGUACCAGCUGAUAUUAUUUUAAAAGUUGCUGAAGCAGCUCAACUCCAUGGGGCUGCAGGAGUUACAAGACCUUUAGUUUCUACUGUCAUUAAAGGUGAUGCUAGUCAUAUGCUUACAGAGUCUCUGGACAGAAGACAUUAUAGAAAUAGUGAGAUGCCUCAGGCCUUCAGAUAUAAUGUUAUAGCUUCAGCUUAUGAAAAGUGCACUCAGGAUGAUUUUGAUUUUGGAACAGAAUGUUUAUUACUUGCUUUAAAAUAUUCCAAGUGUCCAGCAUUUUUAGUUGAAGGAACAGAAGAUCUAUGGAAAGUAACUUAUCAAAAAGAUUUGUUUUUGUUGGAUUCAGUGCUUAAAGCUAAAAACUCUAUUGUGUCUGUGUGGAGUGUUUUAAAAGAUAAUCCUGUAUCACUGGAGGAGAUAUGGAGUGAAUUAAACAGCAAGUUGAUACAGAAGACAGAAGGAGAUGGUGCUGCAAACACAUUUGUAAUUUUACUUGAUCCAUUAGAAACUUUGCAUUUGGACGACUUAACUUUCAGGAUAUCAAAUCAGCUCAGAAGUCUACCACAUUCUUCUGUAAACCUGAGACCACUUUUGUUGUUGAUAUUUGUAUCAAAUGAAAUUGUCCAAGAGAGACCUGGACUUGAAUUUGACAACUCCUGUCUUCAAGAUGGAGAGAUUUCCCAAUCUAGUCAGCUGAUACACAAGCAUUUAGUCAGUAGUGAUGUGACUAUUUCCUCACAGUGCAGUAGCCUUGGUGUUCAGUUCACAGCAGAGAAAUUGGAUAGGUCUCACUGCCCUGACCUAACACUUGAUUCCCAUGUCAGCCAUGUACAGUUCAUGCAUCUCUGUUUAAAUGUGCUCCAGCAAGUCAAAGUGAAGCUUAAGACUAAAGAGUCAGUGGAUUUCAUCACCACUGGUGUUAUCAGUAAGAUUACCUCCCUUGCAGUGAAUGAGAUGGUGGAACUAAUUUCCUUGCGUAGCUCUUGUUUGGAUAAUCAAGUUCUUUCAUAUUUGUAAUCUUGAUUAAUGUUGGCGUCAUUAAAAAACUAUUGACAAGGCCUAUACUUAUAUGUUAUAGGUCUGCAACUGGGUUUGCAUAGCCAUGUGAAACACUGCACUUAAUCUUCGGGAUUGAAGAAAUUGCCUCUAUAAGUAAAAAGAUUUUUUUAGGAAGUUUACUUCCUAUCACUGCUUUAUGAAGUUCAAACAUAUUGUACUAUUUAUUUUAUUAUUUUUAUGAUUAACUUUUAAGUACAUUUAACAUUCCGUCAUACAUAGUAAUUUAAUCAUAAAAAGUUUUUUUCAUCAAAUUCUGUUGAGCAUUUAUAAUUUAUUUAUUUACUCAGUAAGAAUGCUUAAUAUUGAAUGUGCUAACUAGCCAAUAUAGAUCUUAGACAUUCUUUCAUUAUCAUAAAACCUUCAAAACAUUGUGUUCGGUUAAACAGCUUCUAAAUCUGAAAAAAUAAAAUAGAACUCUAAUCUUGUUUUUGGACUGGAAAAAGCAGAUUUUAAAAACACUGCUUAUUAUAAUCAACAUGGAUUGAUAAUACUUUUCAAAAUAAUUUUUUUACAGAGCUUAUAUCAACUUGCUCUGUCUGUCUCAUCAAAAUCUUGUACACUUUGUUGAUGACUACAAAUAAUUCAAUUAAAAAAAUAACCGAUGUAAUCAAUUAGUCAUAAUUAAUUCAUUUUGUUUUAUAUAGAAAAAGUAUUAAAUUUGCAACUGGCCUCUGUGACAAUAUAGAGAAUUAGAUCAAUAACAAUAGACAAAUAAUACCUUCUAUUUUUAAGAGUACUUAAAUAUCUCAGUGGCCAAACAGGUUGGCCUUUCAUAGUGGAGGCUCAAGUUUGAAUUCAAACUCAAGCAACUUCCUUUUCUUUUUACCUAGCUUAUAACAAAGCAUGGAUAUGUAAGAUAGCAGAGGUGUUAAAGUUGCAAUCCAGGAGAGUAAACUUUGUGUACAGAUUUCAGUAAGCCUUUUUCAACAAGAUCCAUCCAGAAUAACCACUGACAAAUUCUAAUAGUGCUCUCAGAUUACAGUACAUUAUUGAUUGAAAAUAAUUGAUGCAAUUUCACUCAAUAUAAACUUUUAAUUUUAAAAAAAGUAUUUUUUAUAUUUAAUUUGUUUAAAAUGUUAACUUCCUGUAUGUAGUAAUGUACAACAGAGAAUUGAGAAUGUGCUUAACACACCAAUGUGUUUGAUUGCUAAAUAUUUUACACAAGUAUUAGUCCAUUAGUGUUUUUCUUCUUAAACAAUUUUGGAAUAAAAACCAUUUGAAUUUUUUAAAAUGGUUGAGUCAAUUUUACAAUUUGGCUAUGAAUAUGUACCUCUAAGCUUUGAGUUUAUGAAUCUCCAAUACUGUUGUGUUAUACACUUUUAUAUAAUGUAAACCAUAUAUAU
Biomphalaria glabrata is the source of this 3303-nucleotide messenger RNA. RefSeq names its product D-ribitol-5-phosphate cytidylyltransferase-like. Gene Ontology annotation, cellular component: cytosol. The record is from RefSeq and is a predicted model, not a curated record. The transcript is spliced from 11 exons. Bases 515 to 1918 code for a protein of 467 amino acids. Gene Ontology annotation, biological process: isoprenoid biosynthetic process; protein O-linked glycosylation via mannose. Gene Ontology annotation, molecular function: D-ribitol-5-phosphate cytidylyltransferase activity. Lineage: Eukaryota; Metazoa; Mollusca; Gastropoda; Planorbidae.